Molecule: messenger RNA, 1869 nt
Organism: Penicillium paradoxum
Lineage: Eukaryota; Fungi; Ascomycota; Eurotiomycetes; Eurotiales; Aspergillaceae
Exons: 5
Coding region: 1-1869 (622 amino acids)
Biological process (GO): DNA-templated transcription
Cellular component (GO): RNA polymerase III complex
Molecular function (GO): single-stranded DNA binding
Source: RefSeq, a predicted model, not a curated record
AUGAUGUCCCAGUGCUCCGCGGAGCUCUGUACGCUCUUAAUUGAAGAUAAUUUUGGAGAGCUCUUCGCCCGCAUUUUCUCCGUCCUUCACCGUUAUGAAAGAUUAACGCUUCCUCGGCUUAGAUUCUACGCUCGUCUAACAGAUCGCCAAUUGCAUCAUGGCCUUUCUGCGAUGAUCCAGCACCAUCUUAUCUAUCACUUCACCUCCCUCGAUGACGGCAACACCUACUACGAAGCUAACCCACAAGCUGCGUAUUCCCUCGUGCGUUCCGGGAAGAUUCUCCAGCUUGUUGAAGCUCGGCUAGGAAAAUAUGCGGCACAGGUCCUGGAAGCUAUUAUGGCUCUCGGCCACACCUCGAUCGCCCACCUCGAGACGCUUCCCGAGCUUCAAUCUAUAAAGGAGCACAUCCCGAACGGGACCGACCACGAUGAGAUCAAACAUGAGCAAAAUGGAGAUACUCAAGACGAGACCGGUGUGUCUAACGGCGAUCAUGUUCUGGACGAGAAACCGGCGCGUCUUCACCCCACCUUGAAGGGUCUUGCAUCCCACGGAUAUAUCCAUCGAGUUCGAGAGGCGCAUUUCCAGAGCCCCAAUGACAACUGGCUUGAUGCAUCUCGAAUCAUCUCAUCUAGGCCAGAUGUCAAACAAAUGAAGGGCAAACAACAAGCAGCUGAGAUUGAGGAGAAAGCAAAGGAUAUGGUCAAAGAAAGAACUGAAGGAGAUCUGAGCCGUGGGUUAAUGUACAAUGGCGUCCCUCAAGGUGUUAAAAGGAAACGUGACCAUUCCAACGCGGACUCCAAUCCUCAGACCAUGAGUGGUACCAACGGUGUCAACGGGGACCAUGCAGAUGACGAAGAAGAGGAGGAGAACGAUUGGUCGGAAGAUGAAGAUGGCCUUGACUCAAUUCCGAUGGAUUCUAACCUCAUCGUUCGAGUGAACUACGAUAAACUCGAUGUUGCGCUUCGAAAUGUGAGGUUCCUUGAGCUAGCUGAGCAAGACGCACCUCCUGCAUCAGUUGAGAUUUACGAAUGUCUGCUUCGGCGCAUUGAAUAUCAAACACCCCGUUGUCGAGACUCGUACGAGAUCCCACGCGAAGGAGAAGAAGGCGAACAAUAUUCUGCUCCAAUCCAACUCAAUUUAGUCGUCGAGGAUGUUGACCCGCAUCUGGAUCUCGCAGGGUGUAUUGGCCCGAUGGAACCCACAACUGUGGUCAACCGGCGCGGCAAGCGGCCGUUGGAUGAUGGGACGAAUGGCGUGAAUGCACCUCAGCAUUCUCUCACAACCCCCUUCAACCUCACUACAAAACAUGUCAUCUCUGGCCUCCCGACGUGGCGCGUUGCAUUCCGAGGCCUGGCCCGCAAGCUCCGCCACCUAGAACUGGAACGUAUGAUCGAAUCGCGGUAUGGGGAUGUGGCACUGCGUGUGGUUCGUGUCCUCCACGCCAAGGGCAAGCUGGAUGAGAAACGGCUCCAAGAAAUUAGUCUGCUGCCUUUCAAAGAUCUGCGCCAAACGCUUGCUAGUAUGCAGACUGGGGGGUUUGUAGACUUGCAAGAAGUGCCGCGUGAUGCGCAGCGCCAGCCCUCCAAGACUAUCUACCUCUGGUACUACGAUCCCGAUCGGGUCUGCAGCAGCAUUACAGAAGAUACUUAUAAAGCCAUGUCACGAUGCUUGCAACGCAUUAAGUUCGAACGAAGUCGUGAGAGGGAUUUCCUCGACAAGACGGAACGAACCGACGUCAAGGGUCACGAAGAGGAAUUCCUCUCGGAGGCCGAGUUGGAGCAUCUCCGUAACUGGAAGGCUAAGGAGGCCUUGUUGCUGGCAGAAGUGUCUCGCUUGGAUGAUAUGGUUGCUGUAUUCCGCGAUUAUUGA